This is a messenger RNA of Trypanosoma brucei brucei TREU927, 309 nucleotides long. RefSeq lists its product as hypothetical. The coding region runs from base 1 to 309 and encodes 102 amino acids. The record is from RefSeq and is a predicted model, not a curated record. The transcript has a single exon. Lineage: Eukaryota; Euglenozoa; Kinetoplastea; Trypanosomatida; Trypanosomatidae.
AUGGGGGGAAAAGAGAUAAAUAAAACGGGUGGAGAAAAGAAGUGUUGGGAGUACCAUCGCAGGAGUUUUUCAAAAGAAAAAAGGGAGCAAAAAGUAAUUUGUGUUGAUUUACACGUGGUGGUUUCCUUUCUUCUGUACCUGUCCUGUUCUUUUCUUCCCCAUUUUAACUUUUUCACCCCUAUUUGUUCAUUCCUUUCGCCGACGCCAAAAGUUGUUGGACGUAACAAAUAUCUUCCCCUCCCCCCCCCUUCCUCUUCACCUCUCACCCCCCCCCCCCAAUCCCUUGUUCGCUACUUCUCUUAUUGGUGA